Molecule: messenger RNA, 528 nt
Organism: Macrosiphum euphorbiae (potato aphid)
Lineage: Eukaryota; Metazoa; Arthropoda; Insecta; Hemiptera; Aphididae
Source: the annotation of a GenBank genome assembly
AUGGUAACUCUGGCAUCUGUUUCCUGUUCUUUGAAAAUGAAGGACAAAAUGUUUACAGUAGACCCACUCACAUUAUUUCAACGCAUGUGCAUAACCAAACAAUCAGAGGCUGAUCUCAGGAACUUGUUAAAGUAUAAACUGGCCCCUUUCCCAACAUCUCUCUUCACAGAAACAGGAAUACACAAAGGCAGAAAAUCAAUACUGUAUGAUACAUUCCUUCCUAUCAUGAUUGAUGACAUACCCUUUGGCACCAGAAUAUGCAAUGUCAUUGAUGGUGGGUUCCUCGUGCAUAGAGUUGUUUGGACCAAGUCAAGUGAAGCCCCAUUUCAGGUAGUCUGCCAAAACUACGUGGACUACGUCCAAUGGCACUUUGGAAGCAAUACCAUAGUGGUUUUUGAUGGUUAUCCUGUUGGAAUAAGCUACCAAAGUACCAAAUCAGCUGAACGAUAUCGGCGUUCGUUGCUGCACUCUUCAACAAAACAUUUAUUUUCUAAGACUACUUCGAUCGGCACAAUUUCUUUCCAAUGA